UUCUGCACAAUCAAAUUGGAAAAAUACCGGCACAUUGCAGGACAACAAAACACGAUUACCGUGAUUUUUGAUAUAGUUGUAUAAAGAUAAGCUCGUUGCAACAUGGAGGAUCAGGCAUGUCCGCGUUGCAAAACAACUAAAUAUCGGAACCCAUCACUCAAAUUGAUGGUAAACGUGUGUGGCCAUACACUCUGUGAGUCCUGCGUUGAUCUGCUUUUUCUCAAAGGUUCAGGUUCAUGCCCAGAAUGUCUGGUACCAUUGCGUCGUAACAAUUUCCGUGUUCAACUCUUCGAGGAUCCCAUGGUUGAGAAGGAGGUUGACAUAAGAAAACGUGUGCUACGGGAUUACAAUAAAAAAGAAGACGAUUUCGCAACACUACAAGAGUACAAUGACUAUUUGGAAGAAAUUGAAACUAUUAUCUACAAUCUCUGCAACAAUAUUGAUAUUAUUGGCACUAACAAACGUAUUGAAGCAUUUCGCCGUGAGAAUCGUGAUAUUAUACAACGUAACAAAACGCGUAUGGGGCGCGAAGAAUACGAAUUGGAAGAGAUGUUAGAAUUAGAGCGGGCACAAGAAGAAGCGCGUCGCCAGGAAUUAGCCGAACUAGAGACAGAACAUAAGAAGAAGAAAGCACGUGAGAAGGAAGCGCUCAUUGACGAAUUGAUGAGCAGUGGGAAAGAUGCGACAGAAAUUGUAAAUGAAUUUGCUGAAAAAGUGGAAAAGUUGCGCGAAGAAGAAAAGAAGGUGCCACCACCCAAGCCUGCUUCGCAAUUCUCGACGGGCAUACAAUUUGGACGUUCCAGCGAUCAAAUGUUCCUGCCAUUACCAAAGGCGGAAGAGGGGCCACUGUAUGUGCACAUUGCUCCGACACUAUACAUGGAAGGACCAGCUGCACCGCCUAGCAGUGAUAUAGAGACCAAGGGCUUCAUUGUACACGUACGGCCUGAGAAUACCGCUGAGCGUGCCGGUGGCUAUAAAGCGUAUAUGGCUUGUCAGCGAGCGUUGCAAGAGGCAAUGAUGGGUCUUUACCAUGGUGCGCCUUCGGCUAAUUGACAAGAGGCCGAAAACGGAGGUGUAAACGAUAUGAAGACGCUAAGCAGCAAUUAGAUUAAUAUUAAUGAUAGAAGAGCAAAGCUUAAAUGUGUGUAAAUGCUUGGCUAUAGAUAUUAAAGUAAUUUAUAAUAGACUUACAAAACUCGCUACAAUCCAAUGUUUCCUUGAAUACCUGCCGAGAAAUAUAUAAUUUAAAUAAAAAAAACUGUAAAAGUGAA
Anastrepha obliqua is the source of this 1271-nucleotide messenger RNA. It is a transcript of the gene Mat1, whose product is annotated as CDK-activating kinase assembly factor MAT1. NCBI's taxonomy places the organism in Eukaryota, Metazoa, Arthropoda, Insecta, Diptera, Tephritidae. The transcript has a single exon. Gene Ontology annotation, cellular component: transcription factor TFIIH holo complex. The record is from RefSeq and is a predicted model, not a curated record. The coding region runs from base 103 to 1053 and encodes 316 amino acids. Gene Ontology annotation, molecular function: cyclin-dependent protein serine/threonine kinase activator activity. Gene Ontology annotation, biological process: regulation of transcription by RNA polymerase II; nucleotide-excision repair; positive regulation of cyclin-dependent protein serine/threonine kinase activity.